Morus notabilis is the source of this 2510-nucleotide messenger RNA. RefSeq names its product mitogen-activated protein kinase kinase kinase NPK1. NCBI's taxonomy places the organism in Eukaryota, Viridiplantae, Streptophyta, Magnoliopsida, Rosales, Moraceae. The coding region runs from base 145 to 2205 and encodes 686 amino acids. Gene Ontology annotation, molecular function: protein kinase activity; ATP binding. The transcript is spliced from 17 exons. Gene Ontology annotation, biological process: protein phosphorylation. The record is from RefSeq and is a predicted model, not a curated record.
GAAAAGAAAAGAAAAGAAAAGAAAAACCAGAGAUGAACCAGAAGUUCACGACGACAAUACUCACAAAAUCCUAACCAUUUUCGCGUCCGUACAAGCCUCCAUUGAAGCCCUAGCGAAGCACGAAUCGAGUUCCCGAAACUUCCGAUGCAAGACCUCAUCGGAUCGGUCCGCCGGUCGCUGGUGUUCCGAACCUCCGCCCAGGGUGGCGGCGACGAUGGUGGGGGAGGCUUCGGUGGCUUCGUCGAGAAGAUAGGAUCCAGCAUUCGCAAAUCGCGAAUCGGACUGUUCUCGAAGCCUCCGCCGGUCCGGGCGCUUCCUCCUCCUCCACCGCCGACGAAGCCGCAGAAGAAGGACGAGUCGCCGCCGAUCCGGUGGCGGAAGGGCGAGCUGAUUGGAUGCGGCGCCUUCGGUCGGGUCUACAUGGGGAUGAACCUCGACUCCGGCGAGCUUCUCGCAGUGAAACAGGUGCUAAUUGCUGCUAAUAGUGCUUCAAAGGAGAAAACACAGGCUCAAAUUCGAGAGCUGGAAGAAGAAGUGAAGCUUCUGAAGAAUCUGUCACAUCCAAAUAUAGUUAGGUACUUGGGAACUGCUAGGGAAGAUGAGUCGUUGAAUAUUCUAUUGGAAUUUGUUCCAGGCGGAUCCAUAUCAUCUUUACUGGGGAAAUUUGGAUCCUUUCCUGAGUCUGUCAUAAGAAUGUAUACGAAACAGUUACUAUUGGGUCUCGAGUACCUUCACAAGAAUGGGAUUAUGCACCGGGAUAUCAAGGGUGCAAACAUCCUCGUUGAUAAUAAAGGGUGCAUUAAACUUGCGGACUUCGGAGCAUCCAAGAAAGUUGUUGAGCUGGCUACUAUAAAUUGUGCCAAGUCAAUGAAGGGUACUCCAUAUUGGAUGGCUCCUGAAGUUAUUCUCCAAACUGGGCAUAGCUUCUCGGCCGAUAUAUGGAGUGUUGGAUGUACUGUGAUUGAGAUGGCUACAGGAAAGCCUCCGUGGAGCCAGCAGUAUCAAGAGGUUGCGGCUCUCUUUCAUAUUGGAACAACAAAAUCUCAUCCACCCAUUCCCGAACAUCUCUCUGCUGAGGCCAAGGAUUUUCUGCUAAAAUGUUUGCACAAGGAACCGGACUUUAGGCCAGCUGCAUCAGAGUUGUUGCAGCAUCCAUUUGUCACCAAUGAGUAUCAGGAAUCGCUUCCAGUAUUUCGCACUUCAGUUUUGGAAUUUGGAAACGUGAUGGCAACACCUGGGGUAAAUCUAAGGAACUCAAGGUCAACCUCCGCUGGCUUGAAAGAUAUUUUUGACUUGGGUGGUUUGAGAUGCUCAACUGUAUAUCCCGAGAAUUUUUCAGGAGCAAGAUCACACUGGGCACAAACCAAUUCUGAUGAUGAAAUGUGUCAGAUUGAUGAUAAGGAUGAUCUUGUUGUUAGUUCGUUAGUAAAGUUCAAAUCUGCCUUGGACUCAAAUGAUUUGACUAAGAGUUUUAAUCCUAUGUGUGAACCAACUGAUGAUUGGCCAUAUAAAUUUGAUAAAAGUUUGGAGUUGGAUGGAGUUGGAAUGAACACAGCUCCUGGUCAAACUGUUCAAAUGGCUGAUUGCAGCCCUGGAGUAUCUGGCAAGGAGAACGACUUUGAAUUUUUUUCUGGCCCAUCUGCAGCUGAGGAUGAUGAUGAAGUGACAGAGUCAAAAAUUAGAGCCUUUCUGGAUGAAAAGGCAUUAGAUCUGAAGAAGCUGCAGACACCCCUUGAGCAGUUCUAUAAUAGCACAAUGAAUGCAGCUGAUCAUCCAAGUGCUGUGGGAACUCCUGAUGGUGAAAAUGUUGCAAGUAAUCUAAAUUUACCUCCAAAAAGCAAGUCACCUAGUCGGUUACCUAGCAGAAGAUUCUCUUCCAUGAUUGAUGCUGCCAAGACUUUCAGCCCCGGGACCAAGAGUCGUACAAAAGAAGCAUUAAAUGCUAGCGGUGUACAUGCUCGAGCCUUGCAAGAAAUCCAGCCACCUCAGCUUAGUGAUUGGAAAGAUCUUGAUGCUCAGGACGGGUCAUGUAGCCAAAGCACAAGCUGCUCCGAGAGGGAAAGGAAGUGGACAGAAGAGCUAGUUGAAGAGCUUGAGAGGACGCGAGAGAUUAUGCGUCAAGCGGGGGUAGGAGCCAAGACAUCAUCUCCAAAGGAUCCGAUACUAAUUAGACAGAGGUCACGGGUUGCGUUCCCAGGAAAAUGAAACUGUAUGUACCUCAAUUGUAUUUAUGUCAGUUUUUCAUACGGAAAUAAGUUAUAGAUUUUCCGUUGAGGGAGUGAUCAUCAUCACGCAUGGAUUCCCUUAUGGUGAGAAUGGUGUCCAUUAGUAAAAAUGGUCACCUUGUCAUACCUGCAUGAAUAGAGCCUGUAAGCCCUCCCACCCCACUGUAUUUUUUGUAUUAUUUUUGUUUCGAUUCUCUUUCUUCCAUAUGUACGUUAUUGCGGAACAUGAAUCAUGAAGUACUUGAGUUUGUGUGAAUCAUAUAUAAUAGAGAACAAUAUAACGGU